Messenger RNA from Alligator sinensis (Chinese alligator), 658 nucleotides. RefSeq names its product SPT4 homolog, DSIF elongation factor subunit (gene SUPT4H1). Gene Ontology annotation, biological process: mRNA processing; regulation of transcription elongation by RNA polymerase II; chromatin organization. Gene Ontology annotation, molecular function: RNA polymerase II complex binding; zinc ion binding. The transcript is spliced from 5 exons. Bases 72 to 425 code for a protein of 117 amino acids. The record is from RefSeq and is a predicted model, not a curated record. Gene Ontology annotation, cellular component: nucleus; DSIF complex. Lineage: Eukaryota; Metazoa; Chordata; Crocodylia; Alligatoridae.
GCGGCUGCGCCUGGCGCUGGGCCGGAAGUUGUUCCGCCAAGCGCAGGAAGUGACGCGACGUGCGUGCGGCGAUGGCGCUGGAGACUGUGCCCAAAGACCUGCGGCACCUGCGAGCCUGUCUGCUCUGCUCCCUCGUGAAGACCAUCGACCAGUUCGAGUACGACGGGUGCGACAACUGCGACGCCUACCUGCAGAUGAAGGGCAACCGCGAGAUGGUCUACGACUGCACCAGCUCCUCCUUCGACGGGAUCAUUGCUAUGAUGAGCCCUGAGGACAGCUGGGUUUCCAAGUGGCAGCGAAUCAGUAACUUCAAGCCUGGUGUGUAUGCGGUGUCCGUUACUGGCCGUCUGCCUCAAGGGAUUGUACGGGAGCUGAAGAGCCGAGGUGUGGCCUACAAAUCCCGAGACACAGCCAUAAAGACCUAAGGAGCCAUUAAGUCACAUGGAGGAGUCCUUGGUGCUCUGCCAGCAUUCCUCUUGCAGAUAGGUUGGAGUACAGAGACUGCUCUAGAGCACUACUCUAGUGCUGAAAACCACCAGAACAGGGAAAAGCAAGUGGGAACUUGCAUUGGGGGUCCUUGGAUCAGCUCUAUCCUGUCUGUGUUCUGGACUCCUCUGAUACCACUCCUUUUGCCCAGAUAAUAGCAAUAAAGAAUCUG